Messenger RNA from Pezoporus occidentalis (night parrot), 3199 nucleotides. RefSeq names its product solute carrier family 18 member A2 (gene SLC18A2). NCBI's taxonomy places the organism in Eukaryota, Metazoa, Chordata, Aves, Psittaciformes, Psittacidae. The transcript is spliced from 16 exons. Gene Ontology annotation, cellular component: terminal bouton; synaptic vesicle membrane. Gene Ontology annotation, biological process: transmembrane transport; aminergic neurotransmitter loading into synaptic vesicle; xenobiotic transport. Gene Ontology annotation, molecular function: serotonin:sodium:chloride symporter activity; xenobiotic transmembrane transporter activity. The record is from RefSeq and is a predicted model, not a curated record. The coding region runs from base 197 to 1756 and encodes 519 amino acids.
GGCACACUGCUCGCGUGUUUAAGCGUCUGAGGAAGGACUUUCCCCCUCUGUCAGUGGCCCCCAGCCACAGCCCGCUGCUUGCCCCGCAGCAUCGCUGCCGAGGAGGGGAGGGCAGAGCAGGAGAGACCCCCCCUGCACCGCUUCCAGCGCUCCCCGGGCUCACACAGGGAUCAGAGGCAGCCGGAGCUGCUGCACCAUGGCUUGGGGCGAGCUCAGCCUCCUCCGGUGGCUCCGGGAGAGCCGGCAGUCCAGGAAACUCAUCCUGCUCAUCGUGUUCAUCGCCCUGCUGCUGGACAACAUGCUGCUUACGGUAGUCGUGCCAAUAAUUCCCAGUUACCUUUACAGCAUCAAACAUGAGAAAAAUGCCUCAGAAAUCCAGACUACUAAACCUAGUGUAGUCUCAACAACGACGGACAAUUUUCAGAGCAUCUUCUCCUACUAUGACAACUCAACGAUGGUCAUUGGAAAUGAAUCUGAUAAGACACAACCCAGAGAGCUGCAUCCUACUCAGACAGAACAAAUGAUAGUAAAUGUGACUCCUUCCCCAUCUGAUUGCCCAAAGGAAGAUAAGGACCUGCUGAAUGAAAAUGUGCAAGUUGGUCUCUUGUUUGCUUCAAAAGCAACAGUGCAGCUAAUCACUAAUCCCUUUAUAGGGCCGCUGACGAACAGAAUAGGCUACCAGAUCCCCCUGUUUGCUGGCUUCUGCAUCAUGUUUGUGUCAACAAUCAUGUUUGCCUUCUCUGGAAGCUACACAUUACUGUUUAUUGCCAGGUCUCUUCAAGGAGUGGGUUCCUCUUGUUCUUCAGUAGCAGGGAUGGGAAUGCUUGCCAGUGUAUAUACAGAUGAUGAAGAGAGAGGCAACGCGAUGGGAAUUGCACUAGGAGGCCUUGCUAUGGGAGUCUUAGUGGGUCCACCUUUUGGGAGUGUCAUGUACGAGUUUGUGGGGAAGAGUUCUCCUUUCCUGGUGCUGGCAGCACUAGCUCUGUUAGAUGGAGCUGUUCAAUUAUUUGUUCUGCAGCCAUCCAGAGCACAAGCAGAAAGUCAGAAGGGGACGCCGUUACUGACACUUUUGAAGGACCCGUAUAUCAUUAUUGCAGCAGGAUCAAUCUGCUUUGCAAACAUGGCUAUUGCUAUGCUGGAACCAGCUUUACCCAUCUGGAUGAUGGAGACCAUGUGUUCAAAGAAAUGGCAGCUUGGUGUUGCUUUUCUUCCAGCUAGUAUCUCUUAUCUUAUUGGGACUAAUCUUUUUGGGAUACUCGCACACAAAAUGGGAAGGUGGCUUUGUGCUUUACUUGGGAUGCUAAUCGUGGGAAUAAGUAUUUUAUGUGUACCAUUUGCUAAAAACAUUUAUGGGCUCAUAGCACCAAACUUUGGAGUUGGAUUUGCCAUUGGAAUGGUGGAUUCUUCCAUGAUGCCAAUUAUGGGUUACCUUGUAGAUCUGCGUCACGUAUCAGUCUAUGGCAGCGUGUAUGCAAUAGCUGAUGUUGCCUUCUGCAUGGGCUUUGCCAUAGGUCCCUCUGCUGGCGGUGCCAUUGCAAAGGCCAUCGGAUUUCCAUGGCUCAUGACGAUUAUAGGGAUUGUGGAUAUCCUCUUCGCUCCCCUGUGUUUUUUCCUUCGAAGCCCACCUGCCAAAGAGGAGAAAAUGGCCAUACUAAUGGAUCACAACUGUCCUGUGAAAACAAAAAUGUACACACAGAACAACAUCCAGUCCUACCCCAUAGGUGAUGAAGAAGAAGAAUAUGAAAGUGAUGAAUAACAUGAAAAGCCAUAUAACAUAUUUUGGUGUACAAAAUGCAGUGUUUCAUGUGAAACAUCUCAUCCAGAAAUAGGUUUUAGUUGUACUGUCCAUUUAAUAAUGAAAUGGUCAAAAAAACCAAAGGUGUAUUAUUCAUCGCCCAUGGUUGUAAAGCAGACUGCUAACUGCCUUAUGGGGGGGGAACACGCUUUUUAUAGAGGAUUUGUAUAGUGUUAAUCUUUAUUUUAUUUAAUUUUAUUGAAUAGUAUAUUAUAUUUUUAUUAAUUGUGUAGUAUAGAUCUGUAUAAAUGUGAAUUUUAGCUGGUUUUUAAAGUCAACUCAUGUCAACAUUUCAUAUUUUAUUUGGAGUCAUAAGCUACUGUUGGGAGCUCCGGUCUUUCUUAUUGACUGGAAAGGCAGGAAAAAAAAAGCAAAGCUCAAAGAAAACCCAUCCUUUGUACCCUUUUAAAUCAUACCCUUGUAAUUACAGUGAGGGGUGAAGGCUGGAAUCCAGAGUGUGGACAUCGUGAUUGUUUUUUUCAUCAAUUUUAGGUCAUAACAUAUAUAUAACCAAAAAGACACUUCUUUGCCAAUUUAAAUGAGCUCUCCCCUAACCAUUCAUGGAAUGUUAAGGAAACCAGUACUUUAAACAGGUGAGUGUACUGCUAUCAGUCAGUACUAUUGAAUGAAGAAUUAGUUAACCAGUCAUGCAAUACAAAGCCCUCAAACCACACACCACCGGGUGAACAAGGAGGUAUGAAUGUGCACUGUUCCUUUCCCUUAAAGGGAAUAAGAACAGCAUGAAGACACUUUUUGUAUUUCUCUCUUUUGAAAGCUUUACUUUGAACAUAUCGCAACUUUAGUUUAGGCACAUCUUAGGUGACUGGUCAAGAAAAGCUGCAGCAUCACACUGUUUAGUUUUAGUAUGUACCAAGAGUAGGCUUGUAACUUAAGAAUUUCAAAAAAAAGACCUAUUUUACAUGCAUUUGCAUAUACAUCUGGAAAUUCAAUAUAUAUUUAUGUUCUAAAAUGAAUUUAAAUAUCAACUUUGCUAAAAAGAAAUGACCAGUUUGUUGCCAGUAUCUCUUACCGUUUGGGGACAGUCUAAUACAGGCGAAGAACUGUGUCAGGCAGUUCUGAGAAGAACCAGACUUCGAAAGAAAGCAUCUUAAACCAGUCCAAUGUCCUUAUCAACUGUGGUGUAUCUUUUCAUUUGCAAAACUAAAAUCUUUAUGUGCCUUCUUUCACGUAAUUGCAGAUGGUUUAUGUACUACAGCAUAGAUACUAUGUUUACAUAUAGUUUUGUAAAGCACAUAUACUAUUCAUGGUCAGAAAAUACAAAACAUAGUGGAUCAAACUUCAAGUAUUGCUUUGUCAAUAAUUACACAUGCAGACUGCAUUAAAAUAAAGUUAUCUGAAAGAAGCUCCUGAUCUACUGUAAUAAAGUAGAAACAAUUAAACAAA